UAGGCGGGCAGUGAUGGAGCCAAAAUUGGGAACUGCCCCUUCUCUCAGCGACUCUUCAUGGUCCUUUGGCUGAAGGGAGUGACCUUUAACGUCACCACGGUGGACACCAAAAGGAGGACUGAGACGGUGCAGAAGCUCUGCCCAGGAGGCCAGCUGCCGUUCUUGAUGUAUGGGAACGAGGUCCAUACGGACACCAACAAGAUUGAAGAGUUUCUGGAAGAGGUUCUGUGCCCUCCCAAGUACCCCAAACUGGCUGCUCGCAACCCCGAAUCCAACACAGCUGGCCUUGAUGUCUUUGCCAAGUUCUCUGCCUACAUCAAGAACUCAAAUCCAGCACUUAACUACAACCUUGAGAAAGGUUUGCUGAAGGCCCUGAAGGUGCUGGACAACUAUAUGAUGACGCCGCUCCCCGAGGAGGUGGAUGAGAACAGCGCUGAGGACGAGGGCCAGUCAAACCGCAAAUUCCUCGACGGGGAUGAACUCACGCUGGCCGACUGCAACCUGCUUCCCAAGCUUCACAUUGUCAAGGUAGUGUGUAAGAAAUACCGUGGCUUUGCCAUCCCCGAAGAAUUCCACGGCAUCCACCGUUAUCUCAAGAAUGCUUACGCCCGCGAGGAAUUUGCCAGCACCUGCCCGGACAAUGAAGAGAUCGAAAUAGCUUAUGAGCUGGUUGCCAAAGCUUUGAAAUAACAAACUUCAACAGAUGGGGA
Molecule: messenger RNA, 710 nt
Organism: Gekko japonicus
Lineage: Eukaryota; Metazoa; Chordata; Lepidosauria; Squamata; Gekkonidae
Gene: CLIC5
Product: chloride intracellular channel 5
Exons: 5
Coding region: 58-690 (210 amino acids)
Source: RefSeq, a predicted model, not a curated record